Molecule: messenger RNA, 954 nt
Organism: Aureococcus anophagefferens
Lineage: Eukaryota; Pelagophyceae; Pelagomonadales; Pelagomonadaceae
Exons: 1
Coding region: 1-954 (317 amino acids)
Source: RefSeq, a predicted model, not a curated record
AUGCCCGUGCGCCACUGCUUCGCGGGCGAGGACGACGACGGGCCCGAGCCCCCGGGCAUGGAGUUCUUCGUCUGCGGCGGCGUCCACUUCCUGGGCUGCUCCGACGAGAGCUCCAUCCUCCUCUGCACCGACGAGCAGGACCACGGCCGCCAGGAGGGGCACGGCGCCUUCGGCCGCCGCGAGCCGUCGCCCGGCGCGCGCGAGCCGCACUCGCCGACGGGCGUCGAGAUCUCGGGCGACGCCGCGGAGCUCCGGGUCCACGCGCACGCCGUGCCCGUGAGCUCCUUCACGGGCGAGCCCGUGGACCUGACGGGCGCGCCGGACCCCGUCAUCGACGCCAUGCGGCCCAGCGACGCGACCGCGCAGCUCAUCCGCGAGUUCGAGCUCGGCAGCGCGCGCGCGUCCGCGCAGUGGGGGCCGGACCCGGAGAGCGACGCGGACCGGCGCGAGCGCUACGACUCCAUGCUCCAGCGGACCUUCGUGACGAACGCGCCCUGGCAGGCGCUCUACGACCUCAUGCCGCUCCGGCCCGACGAGCGCGACCUCUUCGAGAAGCACCUGGACCGCGAGAUCGUCUGGGCCCGCAUGAAGGACACGGAGCGCAACGCGACGCUGCUCUGGCGGGCGGCGCAGCUCGGCGACGCCGUCGCCGUGUCCAUCAUGAUCCGCAAGCGCCUCGGCGACCUCGCCGGCGAGCGCGACUCGGGCGGGCUCAACGCGAUGGAGGUCGCCAAGCUCGAGGGCCACCACGAGUGCGCGCGCCUCCUCGAGCCCUUCGUGCGGGACGAGUGCGUCACGCCGAACACGCCCGCGGCGCGCAAGUUCCAGCGCGGGAGCUCGAAGAGCCGCCUCUUCAACGGCUUCCGCAUGCCGCGCCUCCUCUCCUUCCGCGGCAAGCCCAAGCCGUCGCCGAAGCCGUCGCCGCCCCAGCGGUCCCGCUCGAGUACGCAGUGA